AUGGGUAUAGAUGAUUCAUUCCGCAUCAACCCCCAAAAUCAAGAGUACCAAGAUUUUCUACGUAACCCGGAUGCAUGCUUUUGUAUGCAGAUUUCCGGUCUCACUACCUUCAACCCGAGCCGACAGCAUGCCAAGCACAUUGUUCACCCCUGCUGGCAAAUUGCUCAUCGAGUUCUCAUGACAAGCAUCUUCGGGCGACUCGAGCUCGGUCAAAUCAAUAGAUGUGAGCUAUUUUUCCUCCGAAGCAUGAGGCGUGCACUCCCCUUCAGUUUUUCAGGCUUCUUUUUAGACAAAUGCGACUCCAUACGCCAGCGUUCCACAGGGGAAAAUUUCAUCGGGGGACUUAUCACGAUCAUAGGUCGAGCCAUCGGCCUAGACUUCACGGAUCCUAAGUACAUACCUGUCGACACCCCACCGAACUUCCUGCUAGAUUGUGACGCCCUCAUCCGGAUGGAGAUGUUGCUUGAUCGGGGAACCCGCACGUACCGUUGGUUAGACUCUAACAAAGCCUUGGUUUACAUCCUGCCAAGUUGGAUCGGUUCUUCAUUCGAUACAGGCGACCCCGACACUUGGCUUCCUCCAGAUCAGUUGACCCAAGCAGGUGUAUUCCCGGAAUUCGGUGAUGAUGAGGGUGACGACGCUUAG
This is a messenger RNA of Lactuca saligna, 645 nucleotides long. The record is from the annotation of a GenBank genome assembly. Lineage: Eukaryota; Viridiplantae; Streptophyta; Magnoliopsida; Asterales; Asteraceae.